Molecule: messenger RNA, 3543 nt
Organism: Oryza brachyantha (malo sina)
Lineage: Eukaryota; Viridiplantae; Streptophyta; Magnoliopsida; Poales; Poaceae
Product: putative disease resistance protein RGA4
Exons: 3
Coding region: 63-3197 (1044 amino acids)
Biological process (GO): defense response to other organism
Molecular function (GO): ADP binding
Source: RefSeq, a predicted model, not a curated record
CCUGUGUUUACUUGGGUAAGCGAAUAGUAGGUACUGACAAGUUUCGGAGGAAGCUAACUGAUAUGUUGGAAAAAUUGGAUGAGGUUAAAACCACCGCUGAUACCUUGUUCAAAUUGGUUAGUUUUGAUAGUGCUACUGCAAAACUGCUCCCAGUCACACGGUCACGUGUAACUUCCCCUUUGAAAGAAGAGAACCACAUAUAUGGUCGAAAAGAUGAGCUUGAUAAGCUGAGAGAUCUGUUGCUUGUGCCGAGUGACAGUAGCGCACCUGGACCUAGUAACUCAUGUAUUCCUGUCAUAUCCAUUAUUGGUGUUGGUGGGAUCGGGAAGACGAGUCUAGCACAAUUAGCUUUCCGAGAUGAAAGGAUACGUGCGAACUUUGGUCUUAGGAUUUGGGUUUGUGUGCCCGACGUUUAUGAUGAAAUGAGAUUAACAAGGGACAUUUUGGAAACUUUAACAGAUGCAAAUUAUCGAAGCGUUACUGAAUUUUCUGAAUUGAAGAAUGCUCUUCAAGAAAAGAUAAGCGGUAAGAAUUUUCUUCUCGUAUUAGACGAUGUUUGGUAUGAUGAGAGCAGAACAAAUUGGGAGAAUGAAUUAGUGUGGAGCAAAGUUUUAUCAACAUUGAAUACUGGACUGGGAGGCUCUAGAAUUUUGGUGACAACUCGAACAAACAGAGCCAGUGAACUCCUACAUGCCGGGACAUCUUUACCUUUAGGGGGAUUGAAUAGAGAUGAAUACUGGAUGCUAUUCAAAUGCUGCGCCUUUGGUGAGAAACAUCCUGGACUGUUUCCAGAACUUAAGGAAAUAGGAGUGCAGAUUGCUGAAAGAUUAAAUGGUUUGCCUUUAGCAGCGAAGGUAAUCGGCCGCCUAUUAAAUGUUGAUUUAGAUUCAAGUCAUUGGAAGAAAGUGCUAGAGAGUGACAUAUCAGAUGAUGUUUUGAAGGUUCUCAGGUUGAGUUACCAACACUUGCCCAUCCACUUGCAACUGUGCUUCAGCUUCUGCAGCUUAUUCCCAAAGAACUGGCGUUUUGACCCCAAGAGGCUUACAGACAUGUGGAUUUCACAGGGCUUUGUUAAGAAGGAGGAUGUGUCUGACAAUGACAUGAAUGUUGAGGAUGUUGCUAAGGGCUACUUUAAUGACCUUGUACAGAGGUCAUUCUUUGAGAGAUCUUUGUUAAACCUCCCAAUAGAGUAUGUCAUGCAUGACUUGAUCAAUGACCUUGCCAGGAAUGUUUCAAAGGACGAGUAUGCCAGAAUUGAGAGUGAGAAGCAAAAGGAGAUCCGACCAAACAUUCGCCAUUUGUCUAUAUCGGCAAAUUUGUUGGACGGUGUGAAGAAAGAAGAGAUGAAAAAUCUGCGCACCUUGAUUGUUUGGAGCAAAUCAUGGUCUUGCUGGGAAUUGUCCCUUCCAAAUGAUGUGUUCAGGAAGUCCAAACAUAUCCGUGUGCUAGACUUGACUGGUUGUUGCUUGGAGAGGCUGCCAACAUCACUGAAAAAACUGAAACAUUUGCGCUAUCUCGCUUUUCGGGUUCCUGAAAAGCCCUUGCCCACAUCAAUGGUCCAACUUUAUCACCUAGAGGUUCUAGUCACAAGAGGUCACUCUUGUCGAGAAAGUGAAUGUGUCAAGCUUCCAAUAAACAUGAAGAAGAACCUACUCAAAUUGAGAAAAGCUUACCUUUUUAAUGAUGGGGGUGCAAUGAUAUCUGGUUUUGGUGGGCAAACUCUUCUGCAUGGCCCAGGGGAAUUCCAUGUCAAGAAGGAGACUGGCCACAGACUUGGAGAGUUAAAGGAGAUGAACAGUAUCCAAGGCAAAUUAAGUAUUAGGUUUCUUGAGAACGUGGAACAUCGGCAACAGGCUGUCGAUGCCCACCUAGAUUGUAAAAAGCAUGUGCGACACUUGCAGUUAGAGUGGAGUGAUCUCCCAAGGCCUAUUACUUCUGAGUUGGAUUCUGAUGUUCUGGAGGCCCUUAGACCUCACCGUGAUCUUGACCGGCUGAAUAUCACAGGUUAUAGGGGAGUGGGUUCACCCUCUUGGUUUGAGACAAAUUGGAUGCAAGCACUGACUUCUGUAGUGCUUGAGAACUGCAAGGGUUGGGUGCAAUUGCCCCCUCUUGGACAGCUUCCUCUACUGACGUACAUUGUACUGAGAAACAUGCAUGCUGUUAGGCAGAUAGAUGAAGAAUUCUAUGGGAACGGUGACACAAAGGGAUUUCCUAAGUUGGAAGAAAUAGUAUUUGAUGGCAUUCCCAACUGGGAGAAAUGGUCUGGAAUUGAAGAUGGUUCAUUGUUUCCAUGUCUGACAAGACUCUACAUCGCUAAGUGCCCUAAGCUUCAAGAAGCACCACACUUAAAUACAAGACCAAAAGUUGAAGUGGAGAUAACAUCGGAUUCCCUACCAAGUUCUUGUCUAUUUGACUCCCUAAUGGCAUCAGCCUCGUAUCUGAUCUUGCGAGUCAACUGCUGCAGCUUCUUGAGUAGCCUGAAUACUGACCAACUUAGCCAUGUUGAGGAGCUGAACGUGAAGAGCUGCACAGAUCCAAUGCCAGCUGGUGGAUUUGUCGGACUUAGCUCCCUUAAGUUGCUCAGAAUCAGCAACUGUUCAGCAUUACUAUCGUCAGUUAGUGCAGGAGCAGAUGAAUAUCGUGACACAUGCUUUUUCCCUCCAUCACUUUGCCAUCUUGAAAUAGUUGAUUGCAAUAUUCUGUCCAGUCUGUUGCCAAGAUACUUGCAAGGCCUAACUAACCUCUCCACCCUGGUGAUUAAUAGCUGUGACUCUAUGGACUUGUUAUCGUUUGCUUAUGGACCCCACCACCUUACUGCUCUAGAAACCAUUAUCAUUAAAGAGUGUCAUUUCCUAGCCUCAUUGGAUGGGUUUGAAAAUUUAAUUGCCCUCAGGAAGUUAGUGGUAGCAGAAUGUAACAAUUUCUGCUCCUUGCCAGGUGACCUGAAUGCAGUGAUAUCGCUCCACACAUUAGCAAUAUAUGGGUGCCCAAAGAUGACAUUUCUCCCCCAGAAUGGCAUACCAACUUCUGUACAGAUAAUUUUGUUGUCACGAUUGGAUCCGGAAUUAGACAGGCAGCUUCAAAGGAGGGAAGGUACUGAAUGGCACAAGAUUGCUCAUGUUCCUGAAAAGAAACUAGAGUUCUUUGUAAUGACUGAUUGUUCUCGAUGUGGGGUAUGCCUUCCUGAACCACUCUAAUACAUUUAGUUCAACCAAAUAACAAGUCAUGCUUCGGAAACUCAUGUAUGGGCAGUAUUACCUUUGCAGUUUAUCAGUGCCAAACUGCCAAUUAAUUGUGUAGAAGCACAUAUUCCUUCUCAAGUUGUUCAAUUGUUGCUCGGAAAAAGCUGAAUCAUCUGAUUACGAUGAAACUUCCUUCGGGUACAUCUUUCGCUAUGCUGGCCGGGUGGACGGAAGAAUUUUCAAGCUGAAUGCUAUGGACCAAUUUGAAUGGUACGGAAUAUCCUGUAAAAUACUAAAUGUUGUAUGCGUCUUAGUUUUUUUUUACCGUCUUUAAAAAAGUAUCUAAAAAUUUAGAUUUUUU